CUCCAAGAACUGCAGGGGUGGGGACUCGGUUGCACUGACCUCUGCUCUCCUGCCAUGAUUUGCUCAUGGUGGAGUUUCUUCUUCUUUUUCUGUACUCAGUUGCAUGGGUGUUUGGUUCUCCUACACUGAACUCACCUCAGAUUUCGGUUCUUCUUCUUCUUUUGGAGAGGAUAGGCAUGUGCUUGAAUUGGUGUACAAGAAAGGAUUGCGGAAGAAUCCAAGCUAUCCUCCAUAAAGGAUAGAGACAGAGGAAGAAGGAAAAUCUCGCCUUUUGUAUUGGAAGCCACUAAAGGCGAUAUUUUUAAGAGACGAGUGAGAUUGGAAGCACUUCUCCGAGCUCCAUAGCUUAGUGGGAGAGGAGGAGAAGAACAAAGAAAAGCUGGCAAGCAAGUGGUGGGAGAGAGUAGAUGUGUCGGCGAUGGCCGGAAUGGAAUCCGGCGGCGGCGGCGGCGGCGGCGGUGGCGGAGGUCCGUCUCGCUAUCUCCAUCACCUCCUCCACCCACCGCCGGCGCCGUCAACCCACGUCCCACCGGAGCAGUCCAAGCCCUCCCCAGAGAAGAACGUGAAGUCCUCCCCCGACAAGGGCGGCGGCGAGCCCUCCACCUCCGCCGCGGCCGAGGCGGGAGGCGAAGCGCUCGGCCCCGUACGUCGCCCCCGUGGCCGGCCACUGGGGUCGAAGAACAAGCCCAGGCCCCCCAUCAUCGUGACCCGCGACAACCCCAACGCCCUCCGCUCCCACGUCCUCGAGGUCUCCGGCGGGGCCGACGUCGUCGAGUGCGUCUCCGAUUACGCCCGCCGGCGGGGCCGGGGCGUGUGUGUCCUCAGCGGUGGCGGAACCGUCGCCAACGUCGCGCUCCGCCAGCCCGGGGCGUCGCCACCGGGGAGCGUGGUGGCGACCCUCCGCGGCCGCUUCGAGAUCCUCUCGCUCACCGGCACCGUCCUCCCGCCGCCAGCGCCUCCAGGGACUGGCGGUCUGACCGUCUUCCUCGCCGGCGGGCAAGGGCAAGUGGUCGGGGGGAGCGUGGUGGGGCCGCUGUUGGCGGCAGGGCCGGUGGUGCUGAUGGCGGCGUCAUUCGCGAACGCGGUGUAUGAGCGGCUGCCAAUCGAGGGGGACGAGGAGGCAGCGGUGCCGCCAGUGGCGCAGGGGCAGCAGCCGGCGGCCUCUCAAUCUUCCGGCGUUACGGGCGGUGGUGGUGGCGGUGGCGAGGGUGGUGGAAGCGGCGGCGGUGGAGGUGGCAGCGGUGUUUCGUUCUAUAACUUGGGUGCAAAUAUUGGGAGUUAUCAGUUUCCUGGUGAUGCUUAUGGAUGGGGUGGUGGUGGUGGUGGUGGAGUUAGACCACCCUUUUGAUGAUUCUAAGCUCACUCACUACUACUACGACUAUUACUGCUACUACUAGUACUAUCAUAAGUUUCUCUCACUGGAAUUAGGUGGGAGCUCUUUGCCUUUGGUUAUUUUGAACUCUCAUCAAGAAGAAGAAGAAGGUGAUGAAAAUGUCUAGGUGUAAUGGUGCAGUUUGGUUGAUGACAAUCGUCGGAAGAGAGAGCUGGAUGGAUACUUUUGGUGGUAAUUUAAGUGUGUACUUAAAGAAGUACUCGAAGGAUUCUACAGGUGGUGCGCAUUAGGCCAUCAUUGUGCUUAUUUUGCUGGUUUUGGGAUUGGAAAAGUUGAUAUGAAGUGAAAUCGAGCAUUUUGAUAUGGAUUCGAUGAUUAAAAAUGGGAUUUUGAGUGGCUAAACUUGGGUUUUGAUUUGAAGAAGAGAAGAGAUAUGGGUGGAAGAAGAAUGGAAGAAGGAACUGGAGUGGUCAGCUUGGGGGAAUGGGAUUCACAGACUUCCAAAGGUCAGUAGAUUCAAAGUUCAUGCACACGUGUAUCAUUUCACAUUCUUUUUCUCUUCUCUUCUCUUAUCUCCUUUGUCUAUCUCAGCUUUGUAUGGAGUAUGUAGAUCUGAUGUAGAGAAACGGACUUGUUCUCCUUCAACACACUAUAUCCAUGUAUACAAUCCAUCGUCGUUCGGCGAUUCCUGAACCGGAAUUAUAGUGUUUACUAUUAAAAGGGUCUUACAAGAG
Molecule: messenger RNA, 2067 nt
Organism: Elaeis guineensis (African oil palm)
Lineage: Eukaryota; Viridiplantae; Streptophyta; Magnoliopsida; Arecales; Arecaceae
Product: AT-hook motif nuclear-localized protein 25
Biological process (GO): vegetative to reproductive phase transition of meristem
Cellular component (GO): nucleus
Molecular function (GO): DNA-binding transcription factor activity; minor groove of adenine-thymine-rich DNA binding
Source: RefSeq, a predicted model, not a curated record